Molecule: messenger RNA, 7717 nt
Organism: Schistocerca gregaria
Lineage: Eukaryota; Metazoa; Arthropoda; Insecta; Orthoptera; Acrididae
Product: protein muscleblind-like
Exons: 12
Coding region: 1300-2718 (472 amino acids)
Molecular function (GO): metal ion binding
Source: RefSeq, a predicted model, not a curated record
CCCGAAGCAAAGGCUUGGGGAUUUGACUCUGCCCAGCGGAGUGCCGUAGCAGUAGGUUCGUGCUUGCUAGGUGGCUGGCUGGUUGGAACUUUGUCCCCGUUGUGCGUGUUGUAUUCAUCAAAUUUACUGUGUUUUAUCUUCACCGCCGCUUGUGCUGCUGCUGCAACGCCAAUGGAGAAGCCUUUUAAGCUUGUGCUAUCAUUCUGAACCUAUGCGGCAUUUUUGUACAGACCUCUAACCCUUGAAGAGUGCUACACCGUCAGCCAGCCAGCUUGCUUUGCUACAUCCACCCGGCCCAGACAUUCUCAGCCAAACAUGCGCUAGCUUCAGAUUUUUACCCCCCUGUUCUGCCCUACCCCCUACUUCAAGAAGGUGCGUGCGUGCGUUGCUUUUAGACAACUAGCUUGUGGGCUGCUUUCUGCUUACCUCAACUCUUUUUCUGUGUGGCUGAAACAACUACAAAAAAGCAUCAACAGUACCUACUCAAGAAAUAACUUCCCAGUAACACACUUCAAAGCUCAGCUUAGGAAAGGAAAGAAAAAAGAGAAUACGGAAACCUCAAGUCGCUACGUAGAACUGCAUCUGAAGCUUUCGGGACUGAAAGAAACAUCUUUUCCUGCGCACCCAGCUGAAAGAAAAGAAAAAAAUCGCAUUUGUACAAAGAAAUCGAUAUAAAACAAAGCAACGGCGUGUAAAAUUGAACUUUAUAUAUAUAUAUAUACGGACACAUAGAGGAAUCUAUUCUAGUAUCUAACUCCUUCCAGGAAGGAGGCGAUUGAAGUAGUGUCGUUCGAAUUUGUUAAAAGAACUGUCGAAGACGAUCGUGCUGGAACAUUUCGGGGAUACCCUGUGUGACAGUUGGUAGUCCUCAAGAAAACGGUGAUAAUUUAUGGUCCAGUGAUAAUAAUAUAUAAUUAUUAAUCUUAACAUUUUUUCUCGUUACUAGUCUUCGUUUGCCAUAUAUAUAUAUUAACAAAUAUAUAUAUAUAUUAUAAAAAGAAUCACGUUCCAAGUAAAUAUAUUAAGAAAUAUAUAAAAUAUAUUAUAUAUAUAUAUAUCGAAAGUAUAGACAUUUUUUGUGAUUGAUAUAAUCGACAGAGAAGAGACUUUAAGUGUAUAAAUUUUGUAAAGAAGCGAGUGAAAUUUUUGUAACCCGGAUCCGUGCGUGUCGUGUAGAUUUCACAAAAAGAGCGAGCCAUUGCCGCGAAGGUGGCAGCCCUAGUGCAAGCAGAUCCCACACGGCUCGCCGGCGGGCUAGCGAGCCCUCCCCUCCCCCCUCAGAUCCCCGCCAGCAACAACAUGGCCAUGGUCAACAUGAACAACCUGCUCAACGGCAAGGACUCGCGCUGGCUGCAGCUCGAGGUGUGCCGCGAGUUCCAGCGCAACAAGUGCACGCGCCCCGACACCGAGUGCAAGUUCGCGCACCCUCCGGCCAACGUCGAGGUGCAGAAUGGACGCGUCACCGCCUGCUACGACAGCAUCAAGGGGCGGUGUAACCGAGAGAAGCCUCCUUGCAAGUAUUUCCACCCACCACAGCACCUGAAGGAUCAGCUGCUGAUUAACGGUCGCAAUCACUUGGCCUUAAAGAACGCUCUGAUGCAGCAAAUGGGGCUGACGCCUCCUGGGCAGCCCAUUAUCCCAGGCCAGGUCACUGUGGUUGGCGGGAAGUUGCCGUUUGCUACCCCACUGACGCUUGGGCAGCCUUUAAUGGCCACCAGUCCAUACCUGACCGGAAUGCCUCAGGUGGGUAGCACUUUCAGUCCAUACUUCACACCGGGGCCAGUGAUGCCUGCAAUUCUGGGCCCAGAUCCUGCAUCAGUUGGCUCUCCGCUCUCAGUUGUGCCACAAACAGUUGUUGCACAACAGAAGAUGCCCCGUUCUGAUAGGCUAGAGGUCUGUCGUGAAUAUCAACGAGGGGCGUGCAAACGUGCUGAAAGUGAGUGCCGCUUUGCGCAUCCCCCCGACACCGUGACGGCCAACGAAGACGGCACUGUCACGGUCUGCAUGGACGCAGUGAAGGGGCGAUGCAACCGCGACCCUUGCCGCUAUUUCCACCCCCCUCUGCACCUCCAAGCCCAUAUCAAGGCCGCACAGUCUCGGGCCAGCCCGCCCGUUUCCGUGGCAACUGUUGGCGGCGUGGAAGUGGGGAAGAAACGCGCCCGCGACCCUAGUGAUGACAUACUACUGAUGGAUAUGAAGACUGUUGGAUCAUUCUACUACGAAAACUUUGGCUUCCCUGGAAUGGUCCCCUAUAAGCGACCAGCUGCAGAUAAAUCUGGAAUGCCUGUAUACCAGCCCAACACCACAACUUACCAGCAGCUGAUGCAGUUGCAGCAGCCAUUUGUCCCAGUGUCAUCUCUAGCCACAGUGCCCGCAAAUGCUCCUUUUGUGGUCUACACAGAUGAUCAAGGACAGUUACUGGACACCCUCCCGGUGUGCCAAGAUUUUAACCGACAACUGUGUAAUCGGCCUGCCUGCAGAUUUGUUCAUCUUCAGGAAGGUCACGUGGAGGUUGUGGACAUGAAAGUUACUGUUUGCCGGGAUGCAGUGAAGGGGAAAUGUGUUCGCCCACUGUGUAAAUAUUAUCACAUCCCUAUUCCACUGCCCCCGGCUAAUGAGAUGGUGCAACUGGAGGAUCAAGGACAUACAACUACAUCUGAUAAUGUCCUUCCAUCAAAUCGCAUACUUUCUCAACAAGUAUUUGCGUUUAAUUCCUAGUUUACACUAAUAUGAUGAUAUUUGUUACAUGAUUUGUAGAGUGUUUUGUUUACUUAUCAAAGAAAUCAACUUGUUUAUUACAAUGUUUAUAUCAUUAUAAUUAUUGUAACAAUUAUAAAGUCAUAAAAUGACAAAGAAUAUCUUGAUGCAUAACGUUAAUUUUGCAUUAUAUAGUUCUAACAUGACAGGUUGCCGAGGCAUUGUGAAUGUGGAGUGUGCAGAUACACAGUGGGCAGCCGAUGGAAGAGGCCUGUCCUUCUGUAGGAGCGCUCAAGUCCACAAGAUACACUGAGAGGGAAGGUUUUUAUACUCACUGUCCUAGUUUCUUUUUGUAUUACAUAAAUAAUUCCCUUCUAAAGGGGUGGUUAACGAAAAUAUUGUUUUGUAUCGUUCCCUGUAUAGAAUAGUAGUUUAACAAAUGUGCUCCUAGGUCUUGAAGUAACUAGUGGGGAAGCUUAAGGCCUGAGAGUCUCCCACUGAGUGUGAAAGUUGGACAUAAAUAUAUUAUUAUCAGUGGGAGAACAAAAGAAGAAAUGAAGGUGUAAGUGAGAUAGACGGGGAUUAUCAGCACUGGCAGGUUACAGACUGAGUCACCACAUUUCAAUUAAUCUGAAUGAAAUAUACAGAUAAAAUAUAAUUUUAUUGUUUAUUAGAUUACAAUGUAUUUGAUUGUAUGACUUGGCAGGAAACCUAAAUAAUGCAAACAUCAACAUACUGACUUUAUAAAAUGUUUUGAUAUUUAUUUGUAAUAAUUUGUGUAAGAUCUGUAUAAGUAAUUUUUCAUUAAAAUAUGAUAUAAAAGACUGUCUAAAGUCACUGCCACAGUGUUGCUUUAUUUGUCAUGUGUCUGUACUAUUCUCUAUUGUUAUAUCCUGCCAGGACAUACGUGCAGAUGAAAAGAAAAAAAAAAUCAGUCAUUGGUUCUAGUCAAAUGAGUGAUUGUAACUCAGUCUCUAACUGGUGUUCUGUCCUUAGAGGCUGUGACAAAAACAUAUUUGGAUAUUUACCUUAAAUUGUACAUAGUGCAAACAGGACCAAAGAGCCUCGCAAGAAUGAAUGUAUGUAAUCUGGAGGUCUUCUUUGCACUAAAUCUUUACUGUACUCCGUGAUAUCUCUCAGAUGAAAGAAGUGCCACAUUUUUUAAAACUGAAGUAAAUGUUCCUGUACAGCAUUUAAGAAUCAGAGUUACAUCAGGGCGAAAGAUUUUUCCUUCAUAGCAGGCUCAAUAGUGUGUUGUUUUGGUUGGAUUCUGUCGGUAAACAGUCAAGUUGCCCAAUGUCAGUGAAUUGGUAUUUGGUAUUAAAGGGCAAGAUGUUACUGUAUAUAUGUAAAAUCUUUUACAGUCACAUACCUUGUUGAAACAGAAAUGUGAUAAUGAAGUAUUUGAGAUAAUAAUAAAUUCUCUUUAGUGGAUGAAACUCUUCUGUCAUCUUGUUUUUAUAUUAAUUAUGUUGUUUGUAGUAGCCUUCAGUAUUACAAACUGAUCCUCAUCACAAAUCAUCCACAUCUUAUAAACAUAUAGGCCACAGAUCUGGUGUUGUUGUACAAGGGAAUGUUCUAUGUAUAUAUAUGUAUAUGUGCAAGAAUACACGAACUAACGUUAAUAAUGAACAAUUUUUGAGAAAUGAUUGUUGCUUUUAUUACGGAGUUAGAAGUAGUGACUAAUGAAAAUUUAGGCCAUGUUGUUGAAGUGAGUCUUUCCCUUUAAUACCAAGGUUUAGAAGAGUGAGCUUCCAAAAUUGACUGUAGUCAAGGGUCUAGGCAGCAUUUUUACUGAACAGUUCCGGCAGAGCAGGGUUAGCUUGAGUCGCUGCUUGCUAGCUUCUAGAUGUUACCAUAAUAAUGGCUUUGAUCACUUGUUUUAAUCCCAGUCACAAAUGCGUAAGAUAAAGGACACAAUGGAAAACUGAGCAUUGCUAGCUUGUUGUCCGCAGGUUGUAUUUCCCAGAUUCAGACAGUUGUUGUCGUGCACCUGGGACUCGAGAGCAUUCUGCUACUCCUUAAUUCAAACCUCACUGUGGCUUACUGGGAAACAAAGCACUUCCAUUCUUGCUACCCAUUACCUUUAAAUAAAUUCCCAUAUUCCACAUAGACACUAAACAAACAAAGUGCCACAGAUUAGAUUCCCAUGGCUCCAUUCACAGAUGUUGUAAGAUUUUUUAUCAUAUAGAGUUUAUGCUGUAGUUAUACAUUAGUAAUGUAAUAAAAUAAAAUGUAAUGUGAUAAAGGUAGAUAAUGUAUUCCCUCAGUAAUUAUUUAUGUAGGUAAGAGUACUUGUGUAUUCAUUCAAGAAUGGACAUGCUUUGUUUAAAGCAAUAUAUACCCUUGCAUUUUUACAUAGCAUGUAACCUAUUACUUGAGUGUGAAGAUGUAGUUUUAGCUUUCUUUCUGUAUGCUUAGAUCCAAUAACUGACCCAGCCACAAAUAAAAUAUUUAGUUUGGCUGCGAAAAAGCUCUCGUGGGUAUAUGUAGAUCAGAAUUCCACACAGAGCUUUAUAUGGAUUAUUCCUUGUAUAAUGCAGUGCAUGCGCGCAUUCGUUCACAUGUGUGUGUGUAGACUGCUUUUCAGGACAGAGAAUGAUUCAUUGUAAUGUUCUAGAGAUCUCAUAGCUAUUCAAAACUACACUUCCUAGGCUAUCAGUAUAUUCAGUACAUUUAGAGAUAUAUUUUAAUGUGCAUGUUGUUCCACUGGAAAGUGACAGAUGUAAUAUACAUACUUUGUGUACCAUUAUAUAGAUUAAAAAUAUAAAUUUUUAUCAUAAUUAUUUUGGCUCAUAUAUAAUAUAUAUAAAUAUAUAUAUGUUACACGUAUAAAGGAAAUUAUAAAAUAAUGUAACUGUCUUCAAUUUCCAGUGGAUUCAAAUAGAAGGGAUCUUUUCAAUGUCAUGUUAAACUUGCUCAUCAUUCAUUUACACCUCAAGAUUAAGCCUAAAAAAUGUAUCUAUUAAUUUCAUAAAUUUUAAGAUUGGACACAGUACACAUUCAGACAAACUUAAUAUCAAGCCAGUUUUCACAUAUGCAUAGCUUUUACUUGCAUGCCUUACUUUAAUUCUGAAAAGAUUCCUUUUUGUUUGAAAUACAAAAAUUUAUAAUGUCCAUUCACCACUAGGGCUCAGAAGUCCACUGUUACAAGCAUAGAUGAUACAAGCUUAGGUUAAACACAUCCUACAGAGGGGAAAGGAGGACUGUACACCAUAAUUUGUACAUACCGAAAAUGUAGAGAGUAAGUUUUCUCUUUAAUUUUGGUAAAGAUUUAGCUUUCAUCAGGCUUUUUGGCAACCCUGCAAGCAGCUUGAUUAGGUCAUGCAUUAUUUACUUUAACUAUCCCAGGCUCAGCUAACAAACACUGAAUCUAAGGAAACCAUCAUAAUGUAAAUUGUAUGUUUAUGCACUAAAAACAACAAUGAACAUGUAAAUAAUUAUAUAUGAGGCAUCAUACAAUUUCUUUAUGUUGCACCUUGGACAGUUGUAUUUGUGUUUGAACAUUACUAGCAAAAGCAUAAUUCCCCCCUUGACUAUAAGAAAUCAAGGCCUGUUUCCCACUCUUUCACUUGUCUUGUAGGCUGAUUGUCUUUGAGUCCAGUGUACUGUAUCUAGUUGAAUCUAUUUUUGAAGAUCAAAGAAGAUUUAAAACAUGGGUCACUUUUGGGAAAAGUGGAUCUCAUAUAGGAUGUGACAGUGACUCAUUAUUUUUUGAUUUCAUCCAUCAUUUUGUGAUAUUUUUAGUAUGGUUGUUAUUUAAGUAUCACUAUAAUCAUUAAUUGUACCUUGUUGUGUUAUUGUUAGAUUAUACAAUUUAUAUUACAGUAUUUAGAAAUGAGGAGAAAAUGGACAGUAAAAGAAAUAUUUUAUUUUUUGAAAUUACUCAGAUGUUCACGUAAUGUCAUUAAAAAUAGGUGAGAAGUUUGAGUGUUGACUCUCAUUCCAUACCUGAUUUUCUCCUUAUUACUGAAUAACAUGUAUAACAAUUAGGUGUUGCAAUGUGUAUAACACAUAUGCACCUAUUCUCUGUGGAAGUUAAUAUCUGCAAUGAGUGGAUAGAAUAUUGAUCACACCAAAGUUCCAAAAUGUGAUUAUUUUUUAAAAAAUGGUUAUUUAUACAAAGAAUAUGUCUUUCAAGAUAUUUUGCAUGUGAAAUAUGGAUAGACUGAACAUUUAAUUUGUUGUACUGAUUGUGCCAAAGAAUCAGCAUUGAACACUCGUGGCAUGAAGUGGGAAGUGAACUGCUUUUUUUCAUAUUAGUACAUAGAAAUAUUUGUGUGUAGUUUUCUUUAAAUAUUCUUUAAAGCAUACAGCACAUGGGCAGAAAUUAUAGGAAAAAAGGAGACACUUUCGGCAUAAUGAAUACAACAAAUGUUUCAGAUUGCUCAGAUUUAAGUAUAUUUUAAGGAAGUGGAAACUUGUGUUUGAUGACACACAACUAUUGUACUAAAUUUGUAAAUUCCUCUUAAUAUUAGAGGGGUCAUACCACAGUCUGAGGUAUAAUGCAUUCCUGCCAUAAAACACACUGGAACUCAUUUUAACAAUUUUCACAAACUUUUGACUGACCUACAUUUAACCUACAUCAAAAAUAUCUUGAAAGAAUUUUAAGUCGGUUUUUGUGAAGACAUCUCUGACCCCAUUAUACUUUUUGUUAAUGUUGAUAAUAGUAAUAGUUUCAAUUGAGAAAUGAUCAGUUUUUUCUGUGCCAAUCUUACAUUCCACAUCAAAUUAUGAUGAUAAUUGUAACAUUAUAUAUUGUUCUCAUUAUGUCUUUGUUCACUUAAAUUAAUAUUUAAUCUUUAUUGUUAUUCAUGAGUUGUCUUCACAUAUUACUGAAUAGGUAAACACAGUCUAACCCCAUGAAAUGAGGCAGAUAUUACUCCUUCAGAUGCAUGAUCGGGUAUAAACCACUUUCAUCUAAACACACAUGUAACUGUGAUGGAAGUGACAAAAGUAAAUAUAAAGUAUCCCUAUUCCCCAUUUUCUGAAUACAGUAGUUAAUAAAUAAUAAAGAGAA